Molecule: messenger RNA, 3373 nt
Organism: Gymnodraco acuticeps
Lineage: Eukaryota; Metazoa; Chordata; Actinopteri; Perciformes; Bathydraconidae
Gene: orai2
Product: ORAI calcium release-activated calcium modulator 2
Exons: 3
Coding region: 323-1102 (259 amino acids)
Biological process (GO): store-operated calcium entry
Cellular component (GO): membrane
Molecular function (GO): store-operated calcium channel activity
Source: RefSeq, a predicted model, not a curated record
UAGUUUUCUUCACUUUCCCUCCCCUGCCUCCGGGUCUGUGUUGUGCUGAGAAACGCCCGAAAACAGACAACCAAAUGCCCGGUGAUUUCACCUGACAGUCGGGGGGGAUAGAGCAGGACGGAUAGGCACAAAGAAAUGCCGACAAAGAGUCACCCGUUAACCGACCGUUGAUCGACGUUUGAGAGCCGUUGAUGUGAAGAGCGGAAGUUUGUCCAUCAAAACACUGAAGAGGACCAAAUAUUUAUAAUUGACUGUUUUUCAGUGACUUUCUCUCAGUUUGGGAGCUUUAAUAACUCAAAAGGCACCUCGGGAAACAGGUGCUAUGAACAGCGAGCUGAACGUGCCGAUGGGCUCAGAUCGGGCCCCUGAUGGGGCGGGGAUGGACUACAGGGACUGGGUGAGGCGCAGCUACCUGGAGCUGGUGAGCUCCAACCACCACUCUGUGCAGGCGCUCAGCUGGAGGAAGCUGUACCUGAGCCGGGCCAAACUCAAGGCCUCCAGCAGGACCUCGGCCCUACUGUCCGGGUUCGCUAUGGUGGCGAUGGUGGAGGUGCAGCUGGAGAUGCACUACAACUACCACCCUGCGCUCCUCAUAGCCUUCAGCGUGUGCACCACGGUGCUGGUGGCGGUGCAUCUGUUCGCCCUGCUCAUCAGCACCUGCAUCCUGCCCAACGUGGAGGCCGUCAGCAACAUCCACAACCUGAACUCCGUCAGCGAGUCUCCGCACGAGCGCAUGCACCUCUACAUCGAGCUGGCCUGGGGCUUCUCCACCGCGCUGGGCAUCCUGCUGUUCCUCGCCGAGGUGGUGCUCCUCUGCUGGAUCAAAUUCCUGCCCGUAGACUCGUGCCUUUCCAAAAAGACCUGCAACACAGAGAGCUCCACCUCCGCAGCUCCCCCCACUGCUUCGAGCACCGGCUUUCAGGCGGCACUGGCCUCCACCAUCAUCAUGGUGCCGGUGGGCGUGAUCUUCGUCGUCUUCACCGUUCACUUCUACCGCUCGCUGGUGCGCCACAAGACGGACCGACACCACGAGGAGAUCGAGGAGCUGCACAAGAUCAAGGUGCAGCUGGACGGGCACGAGAGAGGCCUGCAGACGGUGUGACGGGCGCCAUGUUUACCUCUGAGCCAAAGGAGUGAGUCCUCAAACCCUGAGAGUCAGCAUUUUAGCACUUCCUGUUCCCUCUUCUGGAAGUCAAUGGGUUUUUUUUAUGUGUUUUUGGUAAGGAAAUAAGGUCAGAUUUUCACAUUUUGGUCUUCUACAUAAAAUACGUCAGUAAAUACCUCACUGGUGAAUUUAAACACAGCGGUUGCUAACAAGUGUAUAAAUGAGACGACUUUACGUCAUCACGCCCAACAUUAGCCCCCUUUAGCUUAGCGGUGGUGACGUGAAGUCAUGUGACCGUGCUGUAGUUCCUUUAUAGCCCAACGUUAGCCGCCUUUAGCUUAGCGGUGGUGACGUGAAGUCAUGUGACCGUGCUGUAGUUCUUUUAUAGCCCAACAUUAGCUUUUUACUUCAGAAAUCAUGAAUUAAUAUGUGGAGAUUAUCCUGCUGAACUAAAAGUGGAAGUAUCAUAAAUGUUUGCCAUAGAUCUUAUUUUGCGCAAUAAUCCAAAAUCCAAAUGUAAAAUCCCAUUGACUUUUUGUGAAAGGAACCAGGGAGAUGCUACCUUCAGGGACGGCCUCAAAACGACGUCAUCCCUUUAAAGCUCCUCACUCUGCAGCACAAUUCAUGUCUUACUGCUAAUUGAUUCUUCCGGUCAGUUGUCUUGUAGAGUUUGCUGUAGGACCUCGUCUGUGUUUCAUGUGUCGGUGAAGUUAAUGUUAAGGUUUACAGAAAAAAGGGCUACUGUGUUCUGUGUGCCAUAUUUGUGCAAUGUCUGUUUUUAUUGUUGUGUUUGGUGACGACUGGAAUCAGUUCCCCGUCAAAUCAAAUGCAACAAUAUCAAUAUUGCGACAAUAUCUUAGGGAUAAAAAUGUAUGCUUUCACUAUAGUAUGAUGACAAAUCUUCAGUAAUGUGGAUUUAUGAUUAUGUCGAUAAAGACCAAUAAGUAAAACAGUCUGAUACAUUCAGAAGUGUUUCUAUUUUACUGUACGGCAACACUUCAAACCAGAAAAAGACACUUUUUAUUGAUUACAUUUCGAUGUAUUGCCUGAACUUAGUUUUAGUUUUGUAAAAUACCAAUCACAUGUCCUACACACACUUUACUAUCAAAGACCUGCCAUCACCAGAUUCAAAGUGAAAUGCCAUAAAUAACUUUACUUUAGGUCAAAAUAUAUCUUAAAGACUGUGAUCUCUUUACUCUAGUCUCAGUUAUAUUCCAUGCCAAUGUUACAUGGAUUUAAUAGGAGAUUAAAGAAACAUGGAUUUAUUAAUCUCGUUAAAAACUGGAUUCAGAUUUGAUCAAAUGUUCUCAAACACCAACUCUGAAUUAAACCUGAGCUUUUUAACUGUAAAGUCAAGCAUUACACUGCAGGAUCUUAAUGUGUGACGUCUUUAAAAAUAUGUUGCAUGUCUUGUAAAACUGUCAGGAGGUUAGCAUUACUCUUUUCUAUGUCCAAAAUCUCCAAAAAGCCUCAACGUUUCGUGAUUUUCCUCCUUCAAAAAGCUUGGUAUUGUCUUUUACAAAGACCUCUGCAAGCUGCUGCUGAGAUGUGAAACUAUGAAUGUGUGUUUCUGUCAGAAUAUAGUUCUGCCUUAAAGAAAUAUUGCCUUUUAUGAGCUUCUGCAAAAGGUCAUGAUGACACGAGCUGAUGAAUGUAGUGUCAAAUGUUACAGAGUCCAUGUCGGCACGAUCUCCACUUUUGAUAUCAAACAUCAGAAAGAAACGACAAACAGAAAUGGUUACUGCGGAGAAAAACAAACUGUUAUCACAUUCCAAAUAAGAUGCCUGACCAAAGUGCUUCCUGUUUGAGAUGAAGUGCACUUGUAGUGAUGUUGAGGGUUUUAUCAGCUUCUGGAUGAAUCCUGCAGGCCACUGAGUGCCUGCAACACCCUUUCAAAAAUAAAAUACAAAUAUUAAAGUUCUCAUUGUCUCUUGAAUUUUCAACAUACUGUACCGUGACUUUUUCACUUUUUUCAACAUACUAUAUGUUAUAUGUGACUUUUUGUUGACCUACCAUACUAUUAUUUUUUCUUAUCAGUUUUUCUAUACUAUACUAUGACUUUUUUCUAACAUACUAUGACUUUUAUUUGUACUUGUUUAGGAAACACUAUACUGUGACUUUUUGGACAUACUGUUAUAUGACUUUAAAGAAAACAUUUGACUUAGCACAAUAUAUGAUUUCGAAAUCCUACAUUAUGACUGAAACCAAAAAUGUAGAAGUAUGAAAAUGAACAUGUUAUGUCUUGAAAUAAAGGUGGAUUUUACCAUA